Messenger RNA from Dipodomys spectabilis (banner-tailed kangaroo rat), 3605 nucleotides. RefSeq names its product NME/NM23 family member 8 (gene Nme8). The record is from RefSeq and is a predicted model, not a curated record. Bases 257 to 2032 code for a protein of 591 amino acids. NCBI's taxonomy places the organism in Eukaryota, Metazoa, Chordata, Mammalia, Rodentia, Heteromyidae. The transcript has 17 exons.
AGCCCCUGCAGGCCCGAGCUGAGCUCGCGCGCGCGAGCAGGAAACGUUGGGGAGAGAUGCCAUCCCUGGUCCCCUGGACCAGCAGGGGAAGAAAGCGCCUGCCGCGGGAGCCUGGCCAGCCUUCCACCUCGGCCCUGCCCAGCUGCCAGGGUACCAGCCCUUUGUCCAAUGGCCCCAGAGCUCGGCCGGGAGCCCGUUAACGUCCUUGGCCUCUCCCAGGCUCAGCUUCCUUCCUCAUUCCCAUAAAAGUACAUCAAUGGCAGGCAAAAAACGAGGCGAAAUCCAGCUCCAGACAGUCAUCAACACUCAGAGCCAAUGGGAUGAAAUGUUACUGAACAAAGGUUUAACAGUGAUUGACGUUUACCAAGCCUGGUGUGGCCCUUGCAAAGCUAUGCAGCCUUUAUUCAGGAAAUUGAAAAAUGAGCUGAACGAAGAUGAUAUCCUGCAUUUUGUUGUGGCAGAAGCUGACAACAUUGUAACUCUGCAGUCAUUCAAAGAAAAAUGUGAGCCUCUCUUUCUCUUUAGUCUGAAUGGCAAAAUCAUUGCAAAAGUGCAGGGUGCAAAUGCGCCCCUUGUUAAUAGAAAAGUCAUUAGUCUGAUCAAUGAAGAAAGGAAAAUAUUGGAUGGUGAACUGGCCCGUCCUCAGUAUAGUGAAGUUCCACUCUCAGACACAUUAAGAAAGGAUGGUAGGGGACCAAACUAUGAAAAUCUUGGGGAAAUAUAUAGUAUUGUUGUGAUCAAACCUGAUGCUGUGAAUAGCAGAAAAACUCCACAAAUUAAAAAAAAACUUAUCAGUGCAGGAUAUGUCAUCGAAGCAGAGGAGAAAAAGAUGUUCACCGAGGAAGAAGUAAAGAAUUUCUUCAGUCAAAUGGCAGAGGAGCCUGACUUUGAAGAAUUUUUGUCCCUUAUGACGUCUGGCCUCAGCUAUAUUCUAGUUAUUUCUGUGGGAGCAGAAGAUAAGGAUUUCUUGGAGGAGAUUACAUCUCAGGCUACGAUAGAAGCUAAAGAAUCAUCUGAUUCUCAGAAUGAGAGUGAAGCUCAGCCCAUAGCUGAAAUGAUAAAGCAGAAACGGGACAGUCUGCAAGAAUAUUUGGAACGGCAGCAUAUAUCUCAGUUUUGUGAGACUGAAAAUAUUCCUGGUAACGUCACUAAGUUCCUGGACACCUUCUUCCCCAAUCUUAGAGAAAUGCAAGCCAUCAAGUUGCAAAGAACAUUGGCAUUACUGAAGCCUGAUCUUCUCCAUGAAAGAAAAAAUGAUGUUUUGACUAUAAUUAACAAUGAAGGAUUUAAAAUACUGAUGCAAAGAGAACUAGUCUUAUCAGAAGAAGAGGCCAAAGCACUGUGUGAGGAAUAUGAAAACGAAGACUAUUACGAAAAACUUAUACCAUAUAUGACCAGUGGUCCUUCUCUUGCCCUUGUUUUAUUGAGAGAAAAUGGCUUGGAAUACUGGAAACAGUUACUGGGACCAAAAUCGGUUGAUGAUGUCAGUGAAUAUGUCCUAGAGAGUUUGUGUGCACAGUUUGCAACAGAAGAAUUGCCCAUCAACCAGUUAUAUGGAAGCAAUUUCCCUGAUACUGCUGAACGAGAAAUAGAGCACUUCUUUCCUCUCACGAGCACGCUAGCAAUAAUUAAGCCUCACGUAUCACAUGAACAAAGAGAGGAGAUCUUGAAGCUCAUUAAAGAGUCAGGAUUUGAUAUAACUAUGAUGAAACAGAUGAUCCUAAGUAAAGAGGAUACAGACGAAAUUUACUUCACAGUCACAGAAAAAGACUUUUAUGCGGACCUGGUGAAAGCAUUCACUGAGGGCCCUUCGUUGAUUAUGGUUCUGACCAAGUGGAAUGCUGUUUUAGAGUGGAGACUACUGAUGGGUCCAGUAGAUCCAGAAGAAGCAAAGCUGCUGUCCCCAGACUCCCUCCGAGCUAGAUAUGGAAUCAGUAUUUUGAAGAAUGCUGUCCAUGGAUCCUCAAAUGACUUCGAUGCAACAGUGUGCAUAGAUAAAUUGUUUGAAAUGGAUAGUCCUGAGAUUGCAUAGAGUAACUACAGUAGGACUUGAUAGUGCAUGAGAUAAAGUCAACAAAACUGUGUGGCAUGGCUUCUGGAGGAAGGAAUAAGAAUACAAUCUGCAGAGGAAAACUCAUCAUCUCAAGAGGAAAAAAAUACGCCUAUGCAAAAUAAUAAAAACUAACUGAAACAGAUCUGCAUAUAUAUUUUUUUACCUUUCUUCUAAAAAAAGACUUUUGAGUGGUAUACAUAAAUGCAUAGAGCAAGAUGUAAUGAAAAUACAAAAUAAUUGGAAGCAUGGAAUAGGGAGAAGUGCAGUAGAGGUUAGAUCUUGAAGCCUGGAAUGGAAUUAUGUAUAAAAUGAAUAUUACAAAACCCUUAAGUUUAGAUAUUAGUUAAAAAUCAGACCCCACAAUGGAAUAUUUUUCACCCAUCAGGAGGAAUGAUGUUACAUCAUUUGCCAGGAAAUGGAUGAGCCUGGAAAUUUUUUACCUUCAGUCAGCCAUGCUCAAAGUGACAAAGGGUGCAUUUUGUUUCUCAUAUGUGGUAGUAAGAUCUAAAUUAUAAACAUAUAUGAAAACAUAUGUAGGCUGUAUACAUAUAUACACAAAUGUACUAUAGCAUAGUGUACAUAAGGAAGAAUUUCAAUAGUAUAAUUCAUUUGAACAAACACCUUAGAGUUUAACCAAAUGAAUACCAGGAAGCUGAAACAUGUUUUAUCUAAGGAGGAGGUGUGAAGAGGCGAAGGCAGGUACAUGAAUGGAGAAACAGGUGAAGGAUUGGAGAAUAGUCAUCAUAUUCCAUGGACGGAUGCAAGAGUAGAGCCAGGUAGCUUGAGGGAAUGAGUGGUUGGCAGAGAUGUUGGCGAGAAUGAGGGAAGGGACGACUGAUCAAGCUGCAUUGUACUCACAGAUUGACAUACUGAAUGGAAAGAAUUUAAAAUGCUUUCACAUUAUAUAUUAAGAAAAUGCAUUCUCUAAGAAUAUGUUGCAUGAGAGAAAGGAAUUGAGGGCGAUGUCAGACAGUUCUUCGCAUUGGAGUGAUACCCAAGAAAUACAUGGAGACUUGUGACCCUUGUUUCCUGUACCUGGGCUCUGAGGCUGGGAUGGGAAAACGCUGGCCUCAAUUUCAGAAGCUUAGGAAAGGUUAUUGGUGGCUCAACAUCUUGGAGCUACUGGGACUUUAACAAACCUAUCACUGCAAUGCUGAGGUGAAAUGUGACCAUGACACAGCCAUUAUAUUCAGGAUGAAAGAUUGUUCAGACAUUGUUUUCUUUGUGAUUUGACUUCUUUCCCCCUUUUGGCUUGCUGUAAUUUCCAUGAAGUAAUUUUGGCUCCUCUGGACAAUUUGUACCCAGAGACAAUCAUAACAAAAGAGCUGUCUCCACUGGCCUUCCAGGCAUCACAUUAUCCAAUGACUUCUUUUCUGCCCUGUCUUCUUGGGAAGAAAUGAGAGAGGCUGGGUGUGUUAAUAUGAGCCUAUCACUCACAGUUCUCAGGAGGAGGAGAUUAGAACUGCUGUGUAUGGGAAGCCUGGGAAAAAUAGUUCUGACAUUUGGCUUCCAUGAAAGCUUGAACACAAAAGAUGACAGAGGCUUAAGAAAU